GCUUUGCAGGCAUAAAUGGACAAAUGCGAGAUUACCAACUAGCUGGGCUUAAUUGGCUCAUACGGCUGUAUGAAAAUGGCAUUAAUGGAAUAUUGGCUGAUGAGAUGGGUCUUGGGAAAACUCUUCAAACUAUUUCACUGAUGGGUUAUCUGCAUGAAUACAGAGGAAUAACUGGUCCUCACAUGGUUGUUGCACCAAAGUCUACUCUUGGUAACUGGAUGAAUGAAAUUGCUCGUUUUUGUCCCAUUUUGCGUGCUGUGAAAUUCUUGGGAAAUCCAGAAGAGAGGAAUCAUAUAAGGGAGAACUUGCUACAGCCAGGAAAAUUUGAUGUGUGUGUGACCAGUUUUGAAAUGGCAAUCAAAGUGCAUUUUUUUCUUUGA
Hordeum vulgare subsp. vulgare (domesticated barley) is the source of this 380-nucleotide messenger RNA. Its product is annotated as probable chromatin-remodeling complex ATPase chain. Bases 24 to 380 code for a protein of 118 amino acids. The record is from RefSeq and is a predicted model, not a curated record. Gene Ontology annotation, cellular component: nucleus. NCBI's taxonomy places the organism in Eukaryota, Viridiplantae, Streptophyta, Magnoliopsida, Poales, Poaceae. Gene Ontology annotation, molecular function: ATP binding; ATP-dependent chromatin remodeler activity; DNA binding. The transcript has 3 exons.